Messenger RNA from Drosophila rhopaloa, 2606 nucleotides. RefSeq lists its product as uncharacterized. Gene Ontology annotation, molecular function: zinc ion binding; ubiquitin protein ligase activity; ubiquitin conjugating enzyme binding. NCBI's taxonomy places the organism in Eukaryota, Metazoa, Arthropoda, Insecta, Diptera, Drosophilidae. The record is from RefSeq and is a predicted model, not a curated record. The transcript has 3 exons. Gene Ontology annotation, biological process: multicellular organism development; proteasome-mediated ubiquitin-dependent protein catabolic process. The coding region runs from base 555 to 2444 and encodes 629 amino acids. Gene Ontology annotation, cellular component: cytoplasm.
CCUAUUUGAAAAACAAUAAUUAUGGAAACAUUCUCUGCACCAAUAGGUUAUGCCACUGAUGGCAUACUGUGCUGUGCCCUAGACCCUCACCACACGUCAACACCUUGACAUUGAUUACUGCGGCAUUUGGCCAACGGAAACGGCGGAAAACGAGGAUUGGGAAUGGGAAUGGAAAAGCUACCGAAACAGAGAAAACCACAAAUGGCCAAUAAUUCAAAUUCAAAUGCAACAUUUCAAUUGGUGGUGUCCGGAAGACACUUGUUUCCACGGCGGAGAAGGCUUAAGAACAGGCCAACGGGGCGUGCACUUGAUAUGUGUGUGUCGCUUUGGGUUCGGUUUGGUUUGGUUUGGUUUUUGGGUAUAUGUACAUAUAUCACAAGUCCAAAUCGAUUGCCGGGGCAGUUAGUUUAGUUAGGCGUCUCUCUGAUAAGAUACGAGAGUACGAGUGGCGAACGCUUGCGGAGAAUUCCGCUAGAAGAAAAGCACAUUCUGGCCCCUGAGCUUGGAGCAACUGUUCCCGGCGGUUAUACAACCAAUCAAAAAAAUUCUGGAAAAUGUCUGCGCUCGCUAAUGGAGGUCAGGAGGAGGAUUUGAAAAUUCUGGGCCAACUGAAAACCAUCGAGCAGAUCAACGAGCAGCGCCGGAUAUUCCUCAACAGCACGAUCAACGAGGAGGUUUCGGAGGGCUCGAAUGGUGCGACCACCCAGGAGGAGGACUUGGAGAAGGAUCUGAAGAAGUUGGAAGAGCCGGAGACGAAGAAAACGCCCGCGGAGGUGGAGCCAAAGACAAAACCAGAGGAGACCCCAAAGAAGGAGCUGGACACAACGCCCGAGAAGGUGGAGCAAACCAAGCCCCAGCCCCCCAAUACGCUCACCCUAAACGUGAAAUACGCCACCCUGCCAAGUCCGAAUGUGGUGACCCUGAGAUCCCCGCUCUCGCCGCCUCCCAAGCCGCCCAUGUUGGGUCGCACCCGGAGCAUUGGUUCCGGCGAUGGCAAGAGCCCCACCGUUAGCAAUGGAGGCCUCCCGUCCGACAAAUCCCUAAUCCGCCAGAGUUUUCCCGAAGGUGCCAUCAAGCCCAAAUCGCCGGCGAAGCCUCAAACUACCACUCCCGACGAAGAAGCACCCGCCACCGUAUCCGCCCGCCACUACGAGGGACUCAUUGAGGAGCUGCGGUGUCCAGGAUGUGCCGGCGCCAUGAAGGCACCCAUUCUCCUCUGCAAGAGCGGACACAGUGUCUGCGAACAGUGCACCCGCAUUCUGCUCAUGUGCCCACUGUGCAAGGAGCCCUUCACCUCCUCCCGAUCGCUGACCGUGGAGGCGCUCUGUGCCAAGGCGCACUUCCGGUGCGGACACGCAUCCGGCGGCUGCCAGGUGCGGAUGCCGGUGGUCCUCCUCCCGUGGCACGAACAGCAGUGCAUGUACAAGCCGAUGAAGUGCUUCAUGGGCCGCGUGUGGGGCGAUUGCCGCUGGCAGGGACGCGAGGUGCAGUGGAAGGAGCAUCUGGAGGAUCAGCAUGGCGACCGCCUGUUCCGCUCAAGCAGCGCCGAUCUGGAGUGGAAUCUGGUCACGCGGCGGAAACCGCUCACCGGCUACUACGUCUUCCAGGCGCACGACGAGAUGUUCAACUUCUACGAGAUCCACGACCGGCAGCGCAUCCUGUUCACCAUGACCUGCACCUCGAACCGCCGGGACAGCAAAUACAACUACGCCUACGAGGUGACCGUGCUCCAGCCGGACAACGAGGCCCUGUCCAUGACCCAGAAGUUCCCCGUGCACAGCGAGUACGACAAGGACAUCCUGAUGGAGGGCACCUGUGUCAGCAUUCCUCUGACGGAGCUCAACCGCUUCCUGGACCAGGAGAAGGUUCUCCACUACCGUGUGAGUGUGCUGGCGGUCAAGUCCCCGCGCCGCGCGAAACCACCUCGCCAGAGUCUGCCACAUCCCGUGGACCUGGAGCAAACUCAAAAUGGCGGAGUCAAUGGGAAGAGCGUGCCGACCAGGAUGAUCAUUACGCGCACGUAUAAGGAGGCCAUCGGCGAGGCGGUUGCCCAGGCCAAGACAGAGGUGGCCACUCCGGACUCGGAGGAGGAUGCGGUGGCCGGCGGCGGCGAUGCUGAAGGUGAUAAUUCCGGAGGUCUGGAACUCGAGCGAAAAUGGGGCACUCCGCAGCUGCACUUCAACCGGAAAUAUCUGCGAAACACACUGAACGACUCAACACCCCUGGAAGACGAGCUGCGCCCACUGGCCGGGGAUCUGCGCAAUGGACAUGGCGACGACAAGCUCUCCCAGUGCAGCAACAGCACGAGCUACACGAAAAAGGUAUCUGAUUCGUUGCGGAGAAGUUUCCGGGCCCUCAAGGCGGACAUAGUUGAAAUGCGGCCCUUCAGCAAGAAGGCGGUCAAGGCAGGAUCCCCCGAUCCAGUCCAGGCGAAUGGCAACUAGUGAUUCCAAGUGCGUUUUUUUCUUUUUUUUUGUGGUGACUAUAUAUCAUUUCUUUACACCCCAGAUAAAAGCAUGUAAAUAUAGCAAAUGUUUUUAAAUCUAAUGAAAUAUGUACUUAACUCUUAAUAAAACGUAAAUUAAAAUAUAAACAAAUGCAAUAUA